Melospiza melodia melodia is the source of this 1170-nucleotide messenger RNA. RefSeq names its product basic salivary proline-rich protein 1-like. The coding region runs from base 175 to 1077 and encodes 300 amino acids. The transcript is spliced from 3 exons. Lineage: Eukaryota; Metazoa; Chordata; Aves; Passeriformes; Passerellidae. The record is from RefSeq and is a predicted model, not a curated record.
UCCUGGAACCCCAAAACCCGGGACCCCAAAAACCACUGGGACCCCAAAACCUGGGACCACACAAAAGCACUGGGACCCCAGAAACCUGGGAUCCCCAAAAAUCACUGGGACCCCCAAAACCCCGGGACACACCCCAAAACCACUGGGACCCCCAAAAUCCCAGGACACUCCCUGAUGGGGACCCCAAAACCACAAAACCCCAAAAACCUCAGGAUCCCAAAAACCACUGGAUCCCCAAAAACCACUGGACCCCAAAACUGCUGGGACCCCAAAAUCCCCGGACACCCCAAAACCACUGUGACCCCAAAAACCCCGGGACCCCCAAACCCCAGGACCCCCAAAACCCUGGGACACCUCCUGAUGGGGACCCACCAAAAACACAGGGACCCCAAAAACCGCGAGACACUACAAAACUCCCUGGGACACCCCAAAAACCCAGGACACCCCAUGAUGGGGACCCCAAAACCACUGGGACCCCAAAACCACUGGGACCCCAAAACCCUGGGACACCCCCAAAUAUCUCAGAACGCUGGGACCCCAAAACCACUGGGACCCCAAAACCACUGGGACCCCAAAACCCAGGACCCCAAAACCCUGGGGCACCCCCAAAUGGGGAUCUCAAAAGCCUGGGACCCCCAAAAACCACUGGGACCCCAAAACUCUGGGAGACCUCCUGAUGGGGACCCCAAAACCCCGGGACACCCCAAAACCCCCAGGACACUACAGAACUCCCUGGGACCCCCAAAACUCCCUGGGGUCCCCCCAAAUCCAGACCCUCAAAACUACUGGGACCCCAAAAACCGCGAGACACAACAAAACUCCCUGGGACACCCCAAAAACCCAGGACACCCCAUGAUGGGGACCCCAAAACCACUGGGACCCCCAAAACCCUGGAACACCCCCAAAUGGGGAUCUCAAAAGCCACUGGGACCCCCAAAAACCACUGGGAUUGGGAACCCCAAAACCCCGGGACACCCCCAAAACUUCCUGGGGUCCCCCCAAAUCAAGACCCCCAAAAACUCCCCGGGACACCCCAAAAACCGCUGGGACACCCCAAAAAUCCCGGGACCCUCCUGAAUGGGAACCCCAAAAUCCCCCAGGAUGGGGGACCCCAAAACUCUGGGACACCCCAAAAACCACUGGGACCCCUCUCGAUGGGGGACCCCAAAA